AUGAAAGAUGGCAACCAAGAUGAAGGAAAGAAACACAUGUAUGAGAAGAAAGAUGCCAAAAACAACCAAAAGAAAAAUAAAAAAAUAAAAGAUUCUUGGAUCAUGGACCCUGCUACAGAUGCAUAUUAUCACUGGCUUAUCAUCAUGGCAGUGCCUUCUUUCUACAAUCUGAUGAUGCUUGUGACCAGAUCCUGUUUUAAUGAGCUCCAAAAAGAUUACACCAUGCUAUGGGUCGCACUGGACUAUACUUCAGAUGUUAUCUACUACAUUGACACUUUUAUAAGAUCCAGAACAGGUUUUCUGGAGCAAGGCUUGCUGGUCAAAGAUUCAAUAAAGCUGUGGGAAUGCUACAAAAAGACACCCCAAUUCAAAUGUGACCUGAUAAGCAUAAUACCAACAGAUUUAUUAAUGAUACAAUUUGGCAUUGACAGUCCAGAGCUGAGAUUCAAUCGCCUUUUCAAAAUGGCUCGUCUUUUUGAGUUUUUUUACCAGACAGAGACAAGGACCAACUUUCCUAAUGUAUUUCGAAUCAGCAACCUUGUACUCUAUAUUUUGAUUAUCAUACAUUGGAAUGCCUGCAUUUUUUUUGCUGUCUCCAAAACACUUGGCUUUGGGACUGAUUCCUGGGUCUACCCUAACAUUAGCGAACCUAAGUAUGGCUACCUAUCUAGGAAGUACACAUACUGCAUGUACUGGUCAACACUAACUUUAACCACUAUUGGUGAAACUCCACCACCUGUUAGAGAUGUUGAGUAUUUGUUUGUUGUUGCUGAUUUUCUAAUUGGUGUGUUAAUUUUUGCUACUAUUGUUGGUAAUGUUGGGGCCAUGAUCUCCAACAUGAAUGCUUCACGUGCUCUAUUUCAAGCUAAGAUUGAUUCAAUUAAGCAGUACAUGCAGUUCCGCAAGGUCAGUAAAGAUCUAGAGGCCCGGGUUGUCAAGUGGUUUGACUAUCUUUGGACAGAGGACAAGACCUGUAAUGAAAAGGAAGUUCUUAAAUACCUUCCAGACAAACUAAAGGCAGAGAUUGCAAUCAGUGUGCAUUUGGAAACACUAAGGAAGGUGUGUAUAUUUCAGGAUUGUGAGGAAGGACUCCUCGUAGAGCUAGUGCUUAAGCUUCAGUUGCAGGUCUUCAGCCCUGGAGACUAUAUCUGCAAGAAAGGUGACAUCGGUCAUGAAAUGUAUAUUAUCAAAGAAGGAAACCUGGCUGUGGUAGCAGAUGAUGGUAUAACACAAUUUGUAGUACUGAGUGAUGGUGCCUAUUUUGGUGAGAUAAGUAUUUUGGGCAUCAAAGGCAGUAAAGCUGGGAAUCGUCGGACUGCCAACAUCCGAAGUGUGGGAUACUCAGACCUCUUUGCCCUCUCAAAAGAUGACCUCAUGGAGGCCUUGAUUGAAUAUCCAGAAGCCAAGACCAUUCUCGAAGAAAAAGGUAGGGCCACUUUGAUGAAGGAUGGCUUGAUUGAUGAGACAGUGGCCAACCAGGCAGAUGCCAAAGACCUGGAGGACAAGGUGACCGUAAUGGAAACUAAUCUAGAGAUGAUGCAAACCAAAUUAACAUAUAUAUCAGCAGAGUGGGCAGCCAGCCAAGCUAGAAUCAAGCAGAAAAUCAUCAAUAUGGAGGCCAGAGUUAAAGCACUCUAG
This is a messenger RNA of Neoarius graeffei (lesser salmon catfish), 1638 nucleotides long. RefSeq names its product cyclic nucleotide-gated cation channel alpha-3. Gene Ontology annotation, biological process: monoatomic cation transmembrane transport. The record is from RefSeq and is a predicted model, not a curated record. The transcript has 4 exons. Bases 1 to 1638 code for a protein of 545 amino acids. Lineage: Eukaryota; Metazoa; Chordata; Actinopteri; Siluriformes; Ariidae. Gene Ontology annotation, cellular component: intracellular cyclic nucleotide activated cation channel complex; plasma membrane. Gene Ontology annotation, molecular function: intracellularly cGMP-activated cation channel activity; protein-containing complex binding; intracellularly cAMP-activated cation channel activity.